AUGCCUGAGAAGAUUCCAGCAAUCUUCCAAGCUUCGCAUCAUUCAGUAAGCGCUUCCUAUGGGGUUGUUUGCAAGAUUACUAGGGGAAGCACGUUACAAAUUUGGGACCACGCUAUCAGCUGGCGUGAGACAAAUCUCUACCUCUCCUCAGAUCUCUGUUCUCUGCCACCAUUUGUUAGAAAUUCGUUGCUCGGACUUAUGAAGCUCACGAGUCAAUUGACACUUCACCAUGCGGAUGUUAUUCUACCUUGCGCCGACUUCUUCAACCCUGGGUGGGAAAUAGAAAUAGGGUCGCAUCAAGGCAAACUAGAAAACCGAAAUAUUUUCAAACGCAAAAUCGAUCCUGUCGUUAAUGGUAUCCCUCCCGCGGAUAUCUCGAAAUUCAGUCCAAUCAAGGAGACAACCUCGCCACUACCAACAGUCACAAUGCUUUCUCAUGUCUGGUAUGCGAAAGACAUUAAGACAGCUAUUCUAGCUGCUGAUAUCAUUGUCAAUGUGUGGGGAUUCAAAGACUAUCGCCUCGAUAUUUACGGCGCAAUCGAUAAAGCACCGCAAUACUCAACAGAUUGUUUCGAGAUAUUAGCAUCCAAAUCACUCCCUGGAUAUGUCAAUUUGUGUGGAACUGCAAGUCCAACUGAAGUGCUAAAGAAGACUUGGGUCUUCCUCAAUUCCUCUAUCUCCGAAGGUCUUCCUUUGGCACUCGGAGAAGCUGCACUGACUGGUGCGCCUGUCGUGUGUACAGAUGUUGGAGCUUCGCUUCGAGUACUCACAGAUUUCAAUACUGGUGACUGUUUCAGCGCAGUGGUAGCUCCCAAUGAUGCGCAAAGUCUUGCAAGAGCACAGAUCAACAUGCUUGCCCUUUUAGACGAAUGGGCUCCUUAUGCAAAUGAUCCUCAAGGAUACAAACCUCCCUCUAUCAUCGAUAAACCUACUCCUGAAGAGGUCGCAAUAAUCACGAAACGAAUGUAUGAAAAGAAAAGCGAACUCCGAGCCCUCGGAAUGCGAAGUCGAGAAAUCGUUCAGAAAUCAUUUGGAGGUAAUAGAUAUCUCAGAGAGCACGAGCAAAUGCUCUGGAUUGGAAAAUCUCGUUACGAUAUGAAAUAUCCAUCGAGAAGCCAAAGGCCAGAAUUAAGACCAGCAUUGCCAUCGCUUCCGGUGGGAAGUCAUAUGUGGGGACAAGCAUCUGUGCCAUCUACACUACAAGCUCGACCUCAACGACCAUCCAUCUUCCGAGGAUCCAGUAUCUUAGCACGUUCCAUGCAGGCCUCGACGGUUGUACCAUCCCCCGGCGGCGAAAGACCUAUAUCUCUCAUGGGUUCCAGCAGUGGUAUUAAAGGCAUCCAAAACAUCAACGAUUACUUCACCGGCUAUCGACCAGGCGAUAGUAAUAUCUCCACUCCUGAUUUCCGUUUCCUGACACCUCCCGGUCUUCAUACGCCCGGAACCAGCUCUACCAGAAGCCAGUCGCCGAUGCGGAAAGGAGCAUCUGCACGUCUUACAAUGCUCUCUAGAGGCAGCACUAGUUAUGAUACUAGAUCUGAGAGCUCAUCAUUCAUGGUACCAUCUAAACAACUACCGGGAGAAGAUUCAUUUCUUCGUGAUCUAGACACGGCUCUUGAGCGCGUGUAG
Molecule: messenger RNA, 1629 nt
Organism: Sclerotinia sclerotiorum 1980 UF-70
Lineage: Eukaryota; Fungi; Ascomycota; Leotiomycetes; Helotiales; Sclerotiniaceae
Exons: 1
Coding region: 1-1629 (542 amino acids)
Molecular function (GO): glycosyltransferase activity
Source: RefSeq, a predicted model, not a curated record